Molecule: messenger RNA, 545 nt
Organism: Hibiscus syriacus
Lineage: Eukaryota; Viridiplantae; Streptophyta; Magnoliopsida; Malvales; Malvaceae
Exons: 3
Coding region: 16-510 (164 amino acids)
Source: RefSeq, a predicted model, not a curated record
ACACCUACCAAAUCAAUGAGGAAACAAGAAGGGAAAAAGAAUGAAAUGAAGGGGCAGAAGAGUGGAAACGAGAUGGCCAACACCAAUGGAGUUAUCAUAACUGUGUAUGCAGAAUCAUCACCUCCCUCCAUCAAGAAACUCAAGCCAAACCCUGUUUCCAAUAACCCUAAAAGGGGCCAAUGCUAUGAUCGUCGGGCUCGGCUUUUAGCUUACACUCAAGAACUGAGAUCGGCCGAUAACGAUGCCCAAAUUCAACGGACUGAAACUUGUUCAAGGCACGAAUCCAAGAAAUGGAAGUGUCCAAUCAAGCCAAGAAGAAUAGGGAUUUCAUUUCUGGGGAUUUCUCGGAAGACAAAAUCUGGAUGGAAGUAUCAACGUAUUCCUUCCGAGGAGAAUAACGAACGAAACAGUAGAGGGACGAAAAAGAUAUCUGGGAGAAGAAAACUUUGGGACAAACUGAAGCGGAUGUUCAGAGUAUUAUCUUUUGUUUGGCGACGAAGAAAGGGCUGAUGCAAAAUUAAGAUGAUCCCAGAAUUGUAAGUGGA